This is a messenger RNA of Fragaria vesca subsp. vesca, 1789 nucleotides long. RefSeq names its product nicotinamide adenine dinucleotide transporter 2, mitochondrial-like. Gene Ontology annotation, molecular function: NAD transmembrane transporter activity. Gene Ontology annotation, biological process: NAD transmembrane transport. The transcript is spliced from 9 exons. The coding region runs from base 535 to 1641 and encodes 368 amino acids. The record is from RefSeq and is a predicted model, not a curated record. Lineage: Eukaryota; Viridiplantae; Streptophyta; Magnoliopsida; Rosales; Rosaceae.
CUAACACAGGAAUUUGUUUUGAUCUUCAUAACCCAUUAUUGGCUUACAUCAUGAGAACUAACAAAACCAAUUUACAAUUCUGCAUAAACUACCAACCCUUACAAGAGUCCCAAGUAAAUGGCAGCAAAACAAAUGCAAUUCGCAUUUGACAAUAAAAAAGAAAGAAAAUACAUUUAUUUCCCAAGUGACUCUGUAAAACCAUCCGAGGAAGAAAGAAAGCAGCUUACCCUUUCCCCGAUAUUCCCCAAUUGGUCCAUUCCCAACUCGGAGCUUCCUUCUUCUUCAUCUUCGUCUUUAUUCACCGCCCAAACCCUUCAAACACGACGCCGGGCUCAGUCAGGUGCUCUGAUUCAACCCUAAACACACUGCACUUAGACUCACCCCAAAUUCAAAUGUAACCCCACCCAACUCCACCAAGCCUCCCCUAAGCUAACCUAUAUAUACACACCCACCUAUAUCUAUCUAUCUAUCUCUCUAUUCAUAUAUCUCCAUGCAAAUCUCCUUGGUUUGAAACCCAGUUGCGGGAUUUCCAAGAUGGGCGGCGAGACGGCCCACCAUUCCGACCACCAGGCCGCCAGAGAUAUCUUCUGCCACGCCGUCGCCGGCGCCUCCGCCGGUUCUAUGGCGGCUGCGUUCGUCUGCCCUUUGGAUGUUAUCAAGACCAGGUUACAGGUCCAUGGCAUGCCUACCGGUCAAAGAGGCAGUAUCAUUGUCACGAGCCUGCAGAACAUAUUGAAGACGGAGGGUAUUAGGGGGAUGUAUCGUGGCCUUUCGCCUACAAUUCUUGCGCUACUUCCGAACUGGGCGGUGUAUUUCACAGUUUAUGAACAACUCAAAGGUCUACUGCAGUCACAUGAGGAUGGCAGUGAACGCUCAAUUGGUGAAAAUAUGAUAGCUGCUGCUGGUGCUGGGGCUGCCACAGCCAUUUCAACAAAUCCAUUGUGGGUUGUUAAGACAAGACUGCAAACACAAGGAAUGAGGCCUGGUGUGAUUCCAUACAAAAGCAUGAGAUCUGCUUUCACAAGGAUAGCAACUGAGGAAGGGUUGCGGGGUUUAUAUAGUGGGAUUAUACCUUCUUUGGCUGGGAUAAGUCAUGUUGCAAUUCAGUUUCCUGCUUAUGAAAAGAUAAAAUCAAUCAUGGCAAAAGAGGAUAGCACAACUGUUGAUAAGUUAAAGCCGGGGAGAGUUGCUGUUGCCUCAUCAAUAUCAAAAAUACUGGCCUCUGUAAUAACUUACCCUCAUGAGGUCAUACGUUCCAGGCUUCAAGAGCAAGGGCAGGCUAGACAUAUUCAACCCAAGUAUGCGGGUGUUAUUGAUUGUAUUAAGAAGGUGUUCCUAAAGGAAGGCCUUCCUGGUUUCUAUAACGGUUGCGCUACAAAUUUAAUAAGAACAACACCUUCUGCUGUUAUUACAUUUACCAGUUACGAGAUGAUAGAUAGGUUCUUGCGAAGAGUGGUGCUUUCAGAAAAGGAGCACUCACGAGAUCCCCCGAAAUCAGAUGGCAAUGACAAACCGCAGCAAGGAGAUAGAGGCAGUGUGGGAGAUGAUAAUAACCCUUCUUUGCGGCAACUACAAACCCAAUCAAAUAAGGGGGGAACAAUUCCAGUUGGAAACAAAGAGCAGCUAACAGCAAGACACUGAUAGAUUGUUGUGCCUUUUUUGAACUCAGAUUUUGGUUGAAAGAAAUUUUUUCCUGUAAUAAUGAAAUUAAAAUACAGUAGAUAAAUGUAAUUGCAUUUGAAGAGGGAAUGAAAAAGAUGAUUUGCCUUAUGAAGAAAUGGCACAUCAU